This is a messenger RNA of Suillus clintonianus, 820 nucleotides long. RefSeq names its product acyl-CoA N-acyltransferase. Lineage: Eukaryota; Fungi; Basidiomycota; Agaricomycetes; Boletales; Suillaceae. Gene Ontology annotation, molecular function: N-acetyltransferase activity. Gene Ontology annotation, biological process: protein acetylation. The transcript is spliced from 3 exons. Bases 83 to 565 code for a protein of 160 amino acids. The record is from RefSeq and is a predicted model, not a curated record.
CGACAUAUGAAAACGAACCCGAGUCCGCAAGGGCUACCCCUGCUCUGGUAGGUCCUUCAACACGUCGCGGAGUCAUACUCACAUGCCGGCAAAGUUUCGAGAAAACAUAUUCGAAAAGGAAUAUGCACACACCCUCCUCGCGUUUGAUGGAACGCCCGAGGCACCCGGAAUAGCAUUGGGCAUGGCACUAUAUUUCUUCAAUUUCUCAACAUGGACCGGCAAGCCUGGCCUCUUCGUGCGUCCAAAAUUUGAUUUAACUACGCCCCACCGCGACGCUGCCUAUUUGCUAAUAUUUCACGUACAGCUUGAGGACCUGUAUGUAUCCCCGGAUGCGAGAAAUCAGGGUGUUGGCAAAGCCCUUUUCGCGGAGCUGGGUAAGGUAGCACAGGAGAAGGACUGCGCACGCCUUGAUUGGUCGGUACUCAAGUGGAACACUCCAUCGAUCGCAUUCUAUGAGAAAGCUUUGGAGGCCAAACCAAUGGAAGAAUGGAUGGGUAUGCGGCUGGAGGAACAGGGGAUCGAGAAUUUGAAGAAGCUUGCCGACCACACGGCCCGAAAGACUUGAGAAACAGGGUCUUCUGUAUCCUGGUCAAGCACUGACAUAGGCACCGUUGCGCAAUGCGAUGUCAGGGUGUCCCUGUGACGCACGAACACCAAAAGACUAUCGGGCCUCGGGCACAAUGGAUGCGCAAUACAAGUGGUAAAUGAGUCAUAUAUUAAUCCGACGGCACACAAGGCGCACGAGUGCAGGGCCAGUAAAUUGAGAGCACGACUUUGUGUGAUGUAAGCUACACCCCGUCGUAACUAGCCCCACCAGCCU